Molecule: messenger RNA, 1632 nt
Organism: Plasmopara halstedii
Lineage: Eukaryota; Oomycota; Peronosporomycetes; Peronosporales; Peronosporaceae
Exons: 1
Coding region: 1-1632 (543 amino acids)
Source: RefSeq, a predicted model, not a curated record
AUGCAGCCAACCGCUAGCACUGGGCACCAAGCCGAUAUUGCUGUCGCAGAUCCAUCAGCAUUAUUAACGUCCUCGUCUGCGAACUCCGGCCUCUCAUCGUGGCCCGAGCUUAAGCAGCUUAACGCUGCUGUGACCGUAACACCCUUGGAAAGUGACACAUACAUACGCAACCGAAAGCGUCAGCGACCAUCGGAUCCGACAUCUCCCACCGCUGCUUCUUUCACCACACCAGAGGACCUCAAGCUCGACUUUUCUGGCUUCGAGAUCGGCUUUAACGCUGCAUCCACAGUGAUGUCGUCGACCCCAUUGUCCUUCGCUAGCACCACGUCGGCUGUAACUUAUCCUCUGGUGUCAAGCUGCUGUUCUCUCGCUGGUUCUUCCGACAAUGUGCUCGUCUUCCUCAAAGCUCUUCAGCUUGCACAAGACUCGGCAGCACUAUCAGUGGCCACGCAGCGCCUCGCGCAAGACGGUUUUGACUCGUUGCUCGCACUGGCCUUCGCGUCUGUGAACGAUCUGCAACGCGCUGGCAUCGCGGACGCUCAGUUUGUCUGGCAACAAGUACACCGCCAUUUUCAAAAUCGAAGUUUUCAAACCCCAGUCACGCUAUCACCCGCUUACACGGUAUCGCGAUGGUUGGAACUGUGUGGUAUCCCAAAGUCGCACAUCUAUGAGUAUGCGGAACAUUUGUGCCGUUUAGGCUACUCAAGCGUGCGUGAUUUUGAAUUCAUCGCGCACGAUCAACGUGCACUUGCUGUAUUUAAGACUGGACACAGCCACCUAGUCGUGCACUCCGUUCAGGUGGCCAUUAGCCAGCAGCAGCCUAUUAUCAAUCACCAAUACAGCACACAAGGCUUCAAUGUAUAUAAUGCUGGAUCGACGAGUGCACUACUGCAACCAGUGGACAUUAUUCGCGAGAACGAGUUGGACGUGCAGGUUUAUGACAGUUUUUUGGAAGCUUUGAUCGAGCCGACAGAAGCUGAAAAAUUUCAGCAGGAGAGCUAUACACCCCAUAAUGCGUUGCCACUCGAUCGCGAAAAUGACGCAAACUAUGUCAACCUUAAUGAUUCCACUGAUGUGUUCGCCAACCACUUGGGCUUUAGUACAACGCCAUCGCCUGUACCAUCUGACAUGUCACUACGACAGCUUCAACAGGAGCAUCUGCAGCUGCUGUACGAGGCUGUAAAUCUGCCUCGCCCAAACCCUUGCCGUCGAGGCAAAAAAAUUUAUUGGUCGGUCCUUGCCACAGGUGGCACUAAGAUAGAUCGAUUCACUCCUUUGACCCAAUUUACGGCUGCUGAGCUUCAAAACGCAUACCUGCGUCAGUUCGAGGUGCCUGCUACCAACUCUAUGAAAAUAGAUGCCUGGAGUGAUGAAAAUAUUCGACAGCUUGAGCACGCAGUCAAGGAUCCUCGUUGUCGUCACUUGUCAAAGGUGUGUUGGGAGAUGCUAGCCACGGGUCGGACGGGCGUCGACGACUACGCUCCACUGGCUAAGUUUACUGCGUCGCAAUUACGUUCACGGUUUCGCUCGCUAUUCGGUGACAAGCGCCCACAAAAAUUACGCCAAAAGAAGCAGAUGCAAAAGCUACAGCAUCAACAACAAAAGGAGCUAUCGGGUAGCGUAACGCUGUAA